Topomyia yanbarensis is the source of this 998-nucleotide messenger RNA. RefSeq lists its product as uncharacterized. NCBI's taxonomy places the organism in Eukaryota, Metazoa, Arthropoda, Insecta, Diptera, Culicidae. The transcript has 2 exons. The coding region runs from base 290 to 733 and encodes 147 amino acids. The record is from RefSeq and is a predicted model, not a curated record.
AUGCCACUGCGUUGUUGUUGGCUCUAACGGGUUUGUGGGAUUGGGAUCUAAUCAUUGCAAGCUGGUGAACGUGUAUAGAAAAGUGUAUUUUAUUUUGCUGUUAGAAGUUUGUAAUUUUUUGUUCUGUUACUAUCGUCGUUAUUACUCAAUACGUAGUUGAAACCGUGCCCAUUUAGUGCGAUGUGACUAGAAUUCACGGCAGGAGAAACGUUGAAUAUGUAAAUCUUGAGCCAAACCCAGAUGACCGACGAGCGAUUGGUGUUGCUGGCGUAGGGCACAGUAGGCCAAGAUGGUGAUCGGUGGGACGAACCGAAUGUUUAUGCUAACCUUCGUGCUGUUUGUCCUGUGUGUGAUCAUGUUCUUCGUGCUGGUAUCCCGGAGAAAAUACGAGAAAACUCUCCAGUGGGAUAACUUCAUUCGACGUGGCCAGUCUAGGAAAACGGAUAGUGGCGACACCAACCAUUGGUAUUUUGUGAUAAGGGAUCUUGACAAAAUCAAAGCCCUGGCCGACAUUCGCAACAUCGAGCGGGUUGCUCGACUCGAAAUCACACCCGCCGGAUUCGUAGUGCACGGAGCGGACUACGAAAUCGCCUUCGAUCGAGUGCCCGAUUCGGCGGCACUGCAAACCUACCCGGGACAGCCAGAUACGCUGGAAGAUUUCUCUCUAGCACUAGUCAAACGGAAGUUGUACCCUUGGGACAUGAAACCCCAGCCCAGUAUCGAUAACAGCUGAUUCAGCUGUGAUUACUUAACUUUUGCCUGCCUUCCGCUGAUAACACAGAUAAGAAGAGUUACCGAACGAACAAACAAACGACAGUAGCUAGUAGAUUUUGUUUGUAAUGAUACAGGUUUUUAAUUUGAACGACAGAGAUGUGAUAAUGCAGCAUAUUUGCCUCAUGGAACUUAAUUAGGACUAAAAUAAAUAUUAAUUAUGUUAUAAUAUACACCUUUUUAAAAGUAGUUUUUUAUAGGACAGUAGAAAUAAAAUUAAAAAUAAA